GCUACACUCAAGUUCGAUGGUGUGAUCUACAGUAAGGCGUCUACACACUUGGGCAACAGCCAGAUUUUCUUCUAUCCUCGUGGAGAUCGGUCGUUAACCCCUGUCGCCGCCAGCAUCAAAUACAUUUAUAGUACGCUGACAGGAGAAUUAUUGUUUGCUGUACAGCGACAUAUCCUGCUAGAUCACCAUAUCAUCGAUCCCUUCUCAAUGUACCCUGAUUUUCCGGCGAAAUUGUACUCGACGGACUUCGAAACCCGCCUUGAAAAUGCCAAGGUGUCAUGGGUCGUUAGUCACUUUGCGCGAUGGAGGGUUUCUGACUGUCAUGCUGUGAUCCUAUUCUUAUCUCAUGACUGA
Messenger RNA from Suillus plorans, 354 nucleotides. RefSeq lists its product as uncharacterized. The transcript has a single exon. The annotation marks the transcript as partial. The record is from RefSeq and is a predicted model, not a curated record. NCBI's taxonomy places the organism in Eukaryota, Fungi, Basidiomycota, Agaricomycetes, Boletales, Suillaceae.